Molecule: messenger RNA, 1239 nt
Organism: Electrophorus electricus (electric eel)
Lineage: Eukaryota; Metazoa; Chordata; Actinopteri; Gymnotiformes; Gymnotidae
Product: serine/threonine kinase-like domain-containing protein STKLD1
Source: RefSeq, a predicted model, not a curated record
AUGUUAAAGAAGGCCUUUUUGUCACAGUUGGUUAAACUCAGGGAAGACCUCAGUCUCCCGGACUUUGACAUAUCAGGGGAUUUUCAUCAGCUCCUCACCAUGAUGUUUGCCCACAACCUAAAAAGAAGAGCCAGUGUCUGGUUGCUGGUUAAGGAUGAUCUUGUGAAACGAAGUCUGAAGCCCUGUGGCUCUUCACUGCAUAAGUUAAAGAAAACUCUUCCGGAAGGUUUCACUGAACCACCAUUCCAUGAAGGGUUUGACAGUGUCUUGGAGUUUAUGAUGACUUAUAUGCAUGCAGAGCCUGUCCAGCUUUCUGUUCUGUCAUACCUGCUGGAAGACGAAGAAAAUGCUUUGUGCAGGGUAAGUAAUGUGGUAAAGGCUGUGACAACUGCCAUGCUGUGCCACAUGGAGUCUGACUGUGUUCAGCUGACGUCUUGCUACGUACUACAACAACUUCUGACAGCAGGAAACUAUACUGGGAAGGAGAACUCUUGCUUGUGUGGGGAAAGUGUUAUUUUCUGUGUCCUGAAAGCUGCACGGAAUCAUCCAGAGCAUUGGGAUCUGCUGUCCUGUGCAUUUCAGGUCCUCUUCCUCAUCUCGUCGAGUGGUGAGGCAUUUGAUUUAAUUGUCAAAUUGGAAGGUGUUCAGGAUGCUCUAAAUAUGCUAAAGAUCUACCCAGAAAAAGAGGAUAUUGUCAUACCUUGCUGCAAAUUUCUACGGAAUACAUUGGCACAGGGUUGUGGUACACCUGAAACAAUGGCAAGUGCUGUUGAGACAGUGUGCAUGGUAGGAAUAAUGCACAUACAGUCUGCAGAUGUAACCGAGUCCCUGUGCGCAGCACAGCAGUCGCUGGCCAUGCAAGCUCUGUAUGAGGAUAAGAGUAUUGAGAAUGUCACUGGCUUCUUGAUGCGCACACUCAGAGAGCAGACACACCAUUGUGGGAUAGUGAAUCAUGUGUUUGUUGCCAUGGCCAACCUGGUGAAAAGCUCUGAGAUGACGGUUUUCCAGUUUCUCCAUAUACCAAGUGAAGGGAGUGGUGUUCCUCUCAUGAUGGCAGCUAAAAAGCUUCAUCCUGAUGAUCCAAAAGUCACAGUAAACCUCUGCCAUCUUUUCAAACAUCUGGUCCAACAUGAUACUGUGGUUCCUGAAUUACUUGCUGAAAAUGUGUAGGAAGAAUUGGAGCAGAUACCUAAACAGUUUGAGUCCACUGUGGAGAUUGUCAAAAAUGAUGAGCCUUAG